Epinephelus lanceolatus (giant grouper) is the source of this 3307-nucleotide messenger RNA. RefSeq names its product cyclic nucleotide-gated channel alpha-3-like. Gene Ontology annotation, molecular function: intracellularly cAMP-activated cation channel activity; intracellularly cGMP-activated cation channel activity; protein-containing complex binding. Gene Ontology annotation, biological process: monoatomic cation transmembrane transport. The record is from RefSeq and is a predicted model, not a curated record. Gene Ontology annotation, cellular component: plasma membrane; intracellular cyclic nucleotide activated cation channel complex. Lineage: Eukaryota; Metazoa; Chordata; Actinopteri; Perciformes; Serranidae.
CUUCUCCUCCCUCCUCCUCCUCCUCCUCCUCCCUCCCCCUUCAUCCUCUGCUGGGAGCCAGUGCUGAGUGGAUGAGCAGUAGGGCAAGAUCUUCACCACAGCAAAGCAUGUGUGCUGUCUCCUCGUGUGACUUGUGUUAGAAGAUAAAUUAACUCUGUGACAGCAGGAUCUGUGUCGCCGAACACAAGUCCAGCCUCAUGUUUGACGUGAAGGAGGAAGAACAAACGAGGAGCGAUAUGGGAUUCACUCAGAGCUCACCCUGAUUUCACCGUCAUCAUCAUCUUCACUCACAUUCAGGCUGAUGGACACUCAGGAUCAGACGGGGACAGGACUGCUGUCCAGGCUGUCCAACAUGAUGCAUUUUGGGAGGAGCAGCGUUGGCCCUGCAGAGUCCAGCGUCAGCAGCCAGAGAACAGAGGAGAACACGAGGAGCAGGAGCAGCGAUUGUCGCUGCGCCCUGGCUGCACAAAACAUGAACAACUCCAACAACAAUGAUGGUAAAAAAGAUGAGAAGAAAGAUGAAAAGAAAGAUGAAAAGAAAGACGAGAAGAAAGAUGAAAAGAAAGACGAGAAGAAAGAUGAAAAGAAAGACGAGAAGAAAGACGAAAAGAAAGAUGAAAAGAAAGACGAUAAGAAAGAUGCCAAGAAAGACGACAAAAAGGAUGAUAAAAAGGAAGAACCAAAGGAGGUGUGGAUCAUGGACCCCGCCACAGAUAUGUACUAUUACUGGCUGUGCUCAAUAUCUAUUCCAGUGUUCUACAACCUGAUGCUCCUGGUGGCCAGGGCUUGUUUCAACGAACUGCAGUAUGCAAAUUCAACCACAUGGAUGGUUGCGGACUACAUUUCAGAUGUCAUCUACUACAUUGACACCUUUGUGAGAGCCAGGACAGGUUUUCUGGAGCAAGGUCUUCUUGUAAAGGAUGAGAAGAUCCUGAAAGAAAAGUACAUGAAGACGCGCCAGUUCAAAUUAGACAUCAUAUCAAUCAUUCCCACAGAUAUUGUUUUCCUCAAAAUUGGAGUUGACAACCCAGAGUGGAGGUUCAACCGUCUCUUUAGGUUAGCGCGACUCUUUGAGUUCUUUGACCGGACUGAAACUCGAACCAAUUUCCCCAACAUCUUUCGAAUUGCUAACCUUGUACUUUACAUCAUUAUCAUUAUCCACUGGAAUGGUUGCCUCUACUUUGCCAUCUCCAAGGUACUUGGCUUUGGCUCAGACACCUGGGUUUAUCCAGCCACCACUAAUCCUGAAUUUGCUCGUCUGGCGAGACAGUACAUCUACUGCUUUUAUUGGUCCACUCUUACCCUGACCACUAUUGGAGAGACACCACCCCCUGUCCGAGAUGUUGAAUACUUUUUUGUGGUAGUUGACUUCCUCACUGGGGUUCUGAUCUUUGCUACAAUUGUAGGCAAUGUUGGUGCCAUGAUUUCCAACAUGAAUGCUGCACGUGUAGAGUUCCAGGCUAAGAUUGACUCUAUCAAGCAAUACAUGCAAUUUCGAAAGGUCACCAAAGACCUGGAGGCCAGGGUGGUGAAGUGGUUUGACUACCUUUGGACGGAGGAGAAAACCUGCGAUGAGAAGCUGGUGCUGAAGAACCUGCCGGACAAACUAAAAGCUGAGAUAGCCAUCAACGUCCAUCUGGAGACUCUAAGGAAAGUGCGCAUCUUUCAAGACUGUGAAGCAGGUUUGCUUGUUGAGUUGGUCCUUAAACUUCAGCCACAAGUUUUCAGUCCUGGUGACUACAUCUGUAAGAAGGGGGACAUUGGCAGAGAAAUGUAUAUCAUCAAAGAAGGAAAGCUGGCUGUGGUAGCAGAUGAUGGGGUGACCCAGUUUGUGGUCCUCAGUGAUGGGGCAUACUUUGGAGAAAUCAGCAUCCUUGGUAUCAAGGGGAGUAAGGCAGGAAACCGAAGAACAGCCAACAUUCGAAGUGUGGGCUAUUCUGAUCUGUUUGCCCUGUCCAAAGACGAUCUGAUGGAGGCACUCAUUGAGUAUCCUGAUGCUAAAACCUUGCUGGAGGAGAAGGGAAAGUCCAUUCUGAUGAAAGAUAAUCUCAUAGAUGAGUCACUGGUCGCUGCUGUUGAUGUCAAAGACUUGGAGGAAAAGGUCAACAAAAUUGAGGGGCAUAUCGAGGUCAUGACAGUCAAAUUUCGAAAGCUAGCAGACCAGUAUGAAUCUUCCCAGCGUAAACUAAAGCAACGGCUCACUAAUAUCUCAAACCAGGUCCGAACCCUCAGAAUAGACGAGUAGAUCUUGGCUUGGCACUGCUACUGCUGGUCUUAAGGACUUUUCCACUUCAGGGCAUUCUUUCAGAGGUCAUUCCAUGGUGCUGUUGGACUCGUCACCAAAUAGCACAUGACCAGCACUUGGACAGUGGCUGUCUCCAUUCAUUAAUCCUAUAUAUGGUCAAAUAGAAAGGUUGCCUUGAAGGUUGACCACUCUCAUACACACAGAUAUUCAGAGGGCUGGGUAAUUCCAUACUUCAUAAGUACCAACUGAUAAGCUCAGUCCCUAGGGACUUGGGUUGGGAACCAGAGGGUCGCUUCAAGUCCCCGUCUGGAUUUAACAUGGAGUGUGAACUUGGCACUCCCGGGCACUACCGAGGUGAUCUUGAGCAACGCACUGAAACCCCAACUGCUUGGGGCGCCUGUCCAUAGCCAGACCCUCACUCUGACAUCUCUCCACUUAAUGCAUGUAUAGUUCCUGUUUGUGUGUGUAUUCCAAGCCUGUGUGUACAUGACAACAGCGUGACAAAAUUGAAUUUCCCCUCAGGGAUUGAUAAAGUAUCUUCUUCUUUGUGUCCCUACUGAGUAUCAUAAAACUGUUACUUCAAUAGAUUAUAGGAUACUUGGUAAGAUUUUCGUGAACAUUAAACAGGCACUUUCUGAUCAUUUAGAUCAUUUUGUACUGAUAUAUACAGGAAAGUUUCAUUGCAGCCGUUUAUGUGAUGCAGUUGAGAUAUUUGGCUUAUUGUGUUGAAUUUUUAAAAUGUUUCUUUGCCAGUCUGGUCCAAGAACAAAGAUUUGUGUCAUAUUUGUACCUGUCUGGAAGCAAUCUAUAUGACGCCCAACUCUAGCAAUGCAUUUUCGUGAGUAAUUACAAAGGCAUCUGUCAAUGCUACAUGUUUAUUGAAAAUAAAAAUUGUAAUUCACACACCUGCCCAAAUUUCUGUGAUUAAAAACAAAUCACAACCCUUUUUCAAUUUUAUUUGUGGUAUUUGUAGCAUGAUAUUGAAAACAACAUUGUUACCAGAAGUACUGUUUCCAGGGUCUGUUAUUUAAGCACUGAUUGAAAUAAACUGAUUUGAAGUCA